This is a messenger RNA of Dissoconium aciculare CBS 342.82, 1985 nucleotides long. RefSeq lists its product as uncharacterized. Gene Ontology annotation, molecular function: RNA polymerase II transcription regulatory region sequence-specific DNA binding; DNA-binding transcription factor activity, RNA polymerase II-specific; zinc ion binding. Lineage: Eukaryota; Fungi; Ascomycota; Dothideomycetes; Mycosphaerellales; Dissoconiaceae. Gene Ontology annotation, cellular component: nucleus. Gene Ontology annotation, biological process: regulation of DNA-templated transcription. The record is from RefSeq and is a predicted model, not a curated record. Bases 171 to 1757 code for a protein of 528 amino acids. The transcript is spliced from 2 exons.
AUGUCGUCCACUCUUGCGAUUGCAUACACAUCAGACGAACAACGUACCCAUACCUCGGGCUGUCUCGAAGCCCUUCAAGCCGAGACAUCCUGUAACCAUCUGGUGCCACCGGGAUCGGCUUCCCGAGAAGUUGCUCACCUUACGUCUGUGCCUCUCGUCCGACCGCGCCCAUGGCCAUGAUGGACUCCGACAUGAAGGAGAGUGCACCUGUCAAGUCUGCACGAGACGAUCAUAACAACGAACAUACACCCCAUUCUACGUCACCGAACAAAGACUCCUCCCACGCAUCACCCAAACGAAAGGUCUCCGAGAGUGCGCAAAUAGAUCAUGCCGAUGCCAAGAAGAAGCGUAGAAAGGUCAAUCAUGCAUGUGUGUACUGCCGACGGUCGCACAUGACGUGUGACCUUGAGCGGCCGUGCGCGAGAUGUGUGAAGAGAGAUAUCGGCCAUCUAUGUCAUGAUGAGCCGAGGGAACCGCCGAAGAGGAGCAAGAGCGAACUGGGCGUUGCGGAUAUUGCGCCAGCGCCGGAUGAAGGCCACCCUGUGGAUGUAAAAAGAGAGCGAGCGACUAGCAAUACGGAUGGACGAUACCACGACAGAGGGAGAUCGACGGCAAUCUCGCGGAUUAAUGGCAACGGGACGGACGCGACUGCCAUUGUGCAGCCGGCGCCAUUAUCGCCCGGUCGUGCUCACAGGCAGCCCUCAAACAAUGUAAACUUGGCGCAGGCGUAUGAUUGGAGUAGUGGUGGUCUCCUUGGCCAAUUCCAGGAUAACCACCAUUUGCAUCCGACAUUCAAUAUGUUCUCGACGCAUGAAGUCUCCCAGGAGUAUAAUGUCCUGAACGACUUUCUCAAUAGCAAUCUCUUUGACGGGCAUGGGAAUGUGUUUGGUGGAGCUGAUGAUCCCAGCAUGUUUGGUCCAGCUGUCAACGUCAAUGGUCUGCCACAGGAUCUCAACCUUCCGACUGUGAUGGGUCCGCCAACUCAAGCUCAAGCCGGACAUGAGAUAUCCCGACCCAACUCCACCUUCCCAGCCGACAACCGCGCCAGAGAGAAAUUCUACCUCACAGCCGCCGAUCCCGGCGGUUCUUCGAGUCCCGAAGAACGACUCCACAAACUUCUCAAAGCGAAAUAUGACGCUGGCAUGCUCAAACCCUUCAACUACAUCAAAGGCUACGCGCGGCUGAACCAGUACAUGUCUAAAAACCUCACCAAAGAGAGCCAAUAUCGUGUCCUCCAACAACUCAACGGUUUCCGCCCAGGCUUCCGCAAAGCCAUGCAAAACCUUAACGACAUGCAACUCGUGCUGGUCGAGAUGUGGUUCGAGCGCAGCCUAAUGGAAUACGACCGGGUGUUCGCCUCGAUGGCCAUCCCCGCCUGCUGCUGGCGGCGCACGGGAGAAGUCUUCCGCGCAAAUACCGAAAUGGCUGAACUCAUCCAUCAACCUCUCGAACGACUCCGCGAUGGGAAAAUCGCUAUCCAUGAAAUCAUCGCCGAGGAGAGUCUUGUGUCUUACUGGGAGAAGUUCGGCGCUAUCGCUUUUGAUCCUAAACAGAAGGCUAUCCUCACUUCGUGUACCCUCAAACGACCAAUCGCUCCGGCGCCGCCGCAUGGAGCCGGGCAUGAGACGCUGGCGGAGCAUGCGUCGGGCCCGACGGAGAUGGUCAAGUGUUGCUUUUCGUUCACGAUUCGGAGGGAUUCGCAUAAUAUUCCGUCUCUCAUUGUCGGAAACUUCUUGCCGAUCAAACAACGCGGGUGAGGGACUUAGUGAUUUCUCGACAGGUCGAAUUUGUCCUUGAAUCUUACCAUAAACAUCGGCGGGGUUGUGUUACGACUGAUCCGUCAUGCCUCCGAAAAUCAUCUACGAAUAAUGAUGGGGUUACGAUGUCGGAAGGGAUGUCCCCUGCUCGCCACGUCUGUCCGAUCCUGGUCAGCAGGGAAGUGACUUCCAAAUUAAAAGUCCGCCAAGAAGGUCAGUCAUCAUUUC